Messenger RNA from Mesitornis unicolor (brown roatelo), 950 nucleotides. RefSeq names its product caspase 3, apoptosis-related cysteine peptidase (gene CASP3). The record is from RefSeq and is a predicted model, not a curated record. The transcript is spliced from 6 exons. Gene Ontology annotation, biological process: positive regulation of apoptotic process; keratinocyte differentiation; proteolysis. The coding region runs from base 1 to 849 and encodes 282 amino acids. Gene Ontology annotation, cellular component: cytoplasm. NCBI's taxonomy places the organism in Eukaryota, Metazoa, Chordata, Aves, Mesitornithiformes, Mesitornithidae.
AUGGCAGACACAGGAGAUGGACCACAUUUGGCAGAAGAUCAAACAGAUGCAAAAUCUAUUAUUGGUUCCAAAGGAAAGAGCCUACCUCCUAGCAAGUCUAUGGACUCAGGAAUUCUGCCAGACUACAGUUACAGAAUGGAUUAUCCAGAGAUGGGGGAAUGUGUAAUAAUAAACAAUAAGAACUUUCACAGACAGACUGGGAUGCUACCCCGUUCAGGUACAGAUGCAGAUGCUGCAAGUGUCAGAGAAGUUUUUAUGGAGUUGGGAUAUAAAAUAAAGAUCAACAAUGAUCUUUCAUGCACCGCCAUUUUUAAACUCUUGAAAAAUGUUUCUGAAGAAGAUCACAGCAAGCGAAGCAGCUUUGUUUGCGUGUUGCUAAGCCAUGGUGAUGAAGGAGUCAUCUAUGGUACAGAUGGCCCUCUUGACCUGAAAGCACUAACAAGCCUUUUCAGAGGUGACAGAUGCAGAAGUUUAGCUGGAAAACCCAAGCUCUUUUUCAUUCAGGCUUGUAGAGGAACAGAACUAGAUUCCGGUAUUGAGGCAGACAGUGGAUCAGAAGAAACAGUGUGUCAAAAAAUACCUGUAGAAGCAGACUUCCUAUAUGCAUAUUCUACAGCUCCAGGCUAUUACUCCUGGAGGAAUUCAGCUGAAGGCUCCUGGUUUAUUCAGUCACUGUGUAAAAUGCUCAAGGAACACGCAAGGAAACUUGAACUCAUGCAGAUUUUAACUCGUGUCAAUCGCAGAGUGGCAGAGUAUGAGUCCUGCUCAACUCGGCAGGAUUUUAAUGCAAAGAAACAGAUUCCAUGCAUUGUUUCUAUGCUCACCAAAGAAUUUUACUUCCCUUGCUGAAAGAAUUUCACCAUGUCAUUUAUCUGUUCAUGUUUUAUCUGUAAUUUAUAUACAAUGUUAGUAUGGAAUACCACUUUUAAAUCUGAAUUACUGUUCACUAC